Molecule: messenger RNA, 280 nt
Organism: Staurois parvus
Lineage: Eukaryota; Metazoa; Chordata; Amphibia; Anura; Ranidae
Source: the annotation of a GenBank genome assembly
UGAUUUUGCAUUUCCGGGGAAAGAACUGUAAGUAAUCUAUACAGUUCUCUCCCCUGUCAGCUCCUGCACACUGCUAUGCAUGGUUUUGCAUAGCAGAGCCAUGCAGCAGUGUGCUUACAGUGAAGUACACACACACAGCAUACAGUUAACUCUUUGAUCGCCCCGCAUGUUAACCCCUUCCUGCCCAGUGCCAUUAGUACAGUGUCAGUGCUUUUUAUUAGCACUGAUCGCUGUAUUGGUGCCACUGGGGAUGUCAGUGACACCAAGUCAGUUCCCCCCA